AUGGAUCCGAAGAGUCCAUUUAAUUUUCCAGAUUUUAUACCGCCGCCUCCUUUCCCAAUCGAGAAGAAGAGAAAGAAAAUAAUUCAAGAGAAGGGACUCGAUUGGAUGAUGAAUAUUAUUAGGAAAGUUAAUGUAGAUGUGUCCUUGGUGGAUUUGUUCCUACAUUUUCCUAAAUUCUCCAAGUUUUUCAAGGACCUUAUUGCGAAAAAGGAGAAGAUACAAGAUGAUGGUGUGGUGAUAUUGAGCGCAUUUUGCUCACAGUUUGUGAAGGGAAAGAUGCCGGCUAAGAGAAGAGAUCCCGGAAGUUGUGUGAUCCCGUGUGAAAUGGGAGAUAAGAAGUUCCCAAAGUGCCUACUUGAUCAAGGCUCGGGAAUAUCAUUGAUGGCUUUGAAAACUGCGAGGUCAAUCGGUCUUGAAGCAAGGAUUGAACCAAUCGACAUUGACCUUCAGUUGGCGGAUCAUUCAAUUGUUAAGCCUAAAGGAAUCAUCGAGGAUGUCUUGGUGAAGGUGGAUAAAUUUAUACUCCCGGUUGACUUCAUUGUCAUAGAGAUGGAAGAGGACAAGGACAUGCCUAUUCUCUUUGGUAGGCCAUUUUUAGCAACCGGUGAUGUUGUGAUUGAGACCAAGACAAAUACGGUCAUGUUUCGAGUUGAUGGGGAGAAUGUUGUGAUUGAGCAGGAGAAGGCGAAGGGGCGCCUAUUGGAGUUUGGAUAG
Salvia hispanica is the source of this 714-nucleotide messenger RNA. RefSeq lists its product as uncharacterized. Lineage: Eukaryota; Viridiplantae; Streptophyta; Magnoliopsida; Lamiales; Lamiaceae. The record is from RefSeq and is a predicted model, not a curated record.